Hemiscyllium ocellatum (epaulette shark) is the source of this 1714-nucleotide messenger RNA. RefSeq names its product zinc finger protein 250-like. Gene Ontology annotation, molecular function: RNA polymerase II cis-regulatory region sequence-specific DNA binding; DNA-binding transcription factor activity, RNA polymerase II-specific. The transcript is spliced from 2 exons. NCBI's taxonomy places the organism in Eukaryota, Metazoa, Chordata, Chondrichthyes, Orectolobiformes, Hemiscylliidae. Gene Ontology annotation, biological process: regulation of transcription by RNA polymerase II. The record is from RefSeq and is a predicted model, not a curated record. Bases 166 to 1128 code for a protein of 320 amino acids.
UCUUUUUUCGGACGCGGGAACGGUGAGGCUCAGGCCGGGAUCGAGAGAGCCGAGGUCGAAGGGGCGGACAAGCUUCGUGAAGACCGGUAUUAUAAGAGGCAGAUUUGUAUUCGGGAAACUGAAACUAAACAGUUUGUUGUAACCUGAAAAUCGUCAGAUUUGGAAAUGGAAGGAAAAAUUACCCUUCACAGUGGAGAGAAAUCUUACACGUGUUCUGUGUGUGGACGAGGCUUUAACCAGUCAUCUGGCCUGUCAGGACAUAAAUGGAGUCACCGUGGGGAGAAACCAUGGAAGUGUGCGGACUGUGGGAAGGGAUUCAUUUCCCCAUCGAGGCUGGAAGCUCAUCGACGCAUCCACACCGGGGAGAGACCAUUCACUUGUACUGAGUGUGGGAAGGGAUUCACUCAGUUGUCCCACCUGCUGUCACACCAGCGAAUUCACACUGGGGAGAGGCCAUUCAGCUGCUCCAAGUGUGGGAAGGGAUUCACUCAGUCAACCCACCUGCUGACACACCAGCGAGUCCACACCGGGGAGAGGCUGUUCACCUGCUCCAAGUGUGGGAAGGGGUUCACAGCCUCGUCUAUCCUGCUGAGACACCAGCGGGUUCACUCUGACGAGCGACCUUAUAAGUGUCCAGACUGCGGGAAGUGCUACAAAAGCUCUGAGGAAUUGAUGUCCCAUCAACGUGUUCACACUGAUGAGAGACCGUUCAGAUGCUCUCACUGCGGGACAGGAUUCAGGUUAUCAUCACAUCUCACUGUCCAUCAGCGAGUUCACACUGGGGAGAGGCUGUUCACCUGCUCUGAGUGUGGAAGGGGAUUCAGUGAAUCAUCUACCCUUCUGAGACACCAGCUUGUUCACACCGACGAGAGAUUGUUUAAAUGCCCAGACUGCGGCAAGUGCUACAAAAGCUCUGGAGACCUGAUGUCCCAUCAACGCAUUCACACUGACGAGAGGCCGUUCAGAUGCUCUCACUGUGGAACUGGGUUCAAGCACUCAUCUCACCUCACUGUCCACCAGCGAAUUCACAGCGGGGAGAGACCAUUCACUUGUUCACAGUGUGGGAAGGGAUUCACUCAGUCAGCUCAUCUGUUAAGACACCAGCAAGUUCACAAGCAAUUACAGUGAUUGGAUUUGGUUUUUAAUUCCGACACUAGAAGCAUUGAUAACUGAUAAAGAGAGAGUAUUGGAUAGUCUGUCUGUCCUUAAAGUUAGCAAGCCACUGGCUUAUUAUGAUGGAACCAAAGAUACUGAAGGAAGUGAGAGUGGUGUCAGUGAAUUCCAGACGCCAUGUCCUUAUUUAAACAGAUGGUGUAAAAAGAAGCCCACCAACUGCAGGUCAGUUGGCGAAACUUCAGUGGUUCGGAAAUUGCAAGGAACAAUUCAGGUCAAAAUUAACAGUCAUGUGGACAAUCACGGAGGGGAGUUACCAUAGCUCUUAUAAGGGAAAGCCCCAUUUUAACAAACAUAUUGGAGUCCUUUCACAGAAGUUAUGGAGAAAGCUGAUCACAGCAAUGCAACUAAUGCAUGUGGACUUCCAGAAGGCAUAUGAGACAGGGAAAUACACCAGAGCAAAGUUGGAGCUAAUGGCAUAAAAGGGAUAGUAGCAACAUAGAUACAGGAAACUCAGAGUUGUAGGUAGCGCCUUUUUUCUGGAAUAUGGACAGGUUUGUAGUGGAGGUCCCACACAUUUAGAUUAUUUACUUUUCCUAAC